Molecule: messenger RNA, 556 nt
Organism: Panicum virgatum (switchgrass)
Lineage: Eukaryota; Viridiplantae; Streptophyta; Magnoliopsida; Poales; Poaceae
Exons: 1
Coding region: 134-253 (39 amino acids)
Biological process (GO): negative regulation of cell population proliferation
Source: RefSeq, a predicted model, not a curated record
GAGUUCUUGCUAUAUAUACGGCUGCCAUCAUCCACUUCUACUUGAGCCAACAAGACAGAGCUUAGUAUUAUCCUGAUUCCUAGUCUAUUCCUAGAUCCGUGCUCCAGCCGAAAACACACGCAGCCAGUGCAAGAUGAAGCUUGUCGGAGGCCAGAGGAGGCAGAGGGGCUUCGGCAAGACCCUCAAGGAGCAGAGGGCCAGGCUCUACAUCAUCCAGCGCUGCGUCGUCAUGCUCCUGCGCUGGAACGACUGAUCCGGUCCAAUCCACUGCCGGACGCCGGAUCGAUCGGGUGCCGAAGUUUUGGGGGUCCUGGGUCUGUCUCCUUGCUGGUGCCAGAAUGGUCGCCGGCUGCUGUACAUAGAGGGCCAGCUAGGGACAACAUAGCGUAGUACAGAUUAGAGGUGAUAGCAGUAGGAUUCACUCUGUUACGGUGUUCAUCCAUCUGUGUCUCUCUCCCUGAUAACUAGUGUGCCAAUGUACAAUCGCAUCAGUGUGGAAUGCAAAAUCAAUGAACAGAGAACAAGCAAUGGGUCGAUCACAAUGCAUAUGCCUUCA